UAGCAGCUAUAUCAUCUCAUCCUAAGCUAGCUAGUAUAACUCGAUCAAACUGAUCAUCGCCAAUGGCGGUCAAGUCUCUGGUUCUUCUUGGUGUCGUACUAGCCUCGCUCCUGCUUCUCUCCGAGGAUGUAGCAGAUGCUAGAGAACUUACUGAUGCUAAAGAGUCAGAGGAGAAGAAUGUGAAACCUACAAGAGGGCCGGGCUUGACUAAGGAUGAGAAGUGGGGAGGUGGAAACAAGCAUGAUGGAGGAUACGGAAACGGUGGAGGGUAUGGAAACGGUGGUGGAUAUGGUAACGGUGGGGGAUAUGGAAACAAUGGCGGGGGCGGUGGAAACGGUGGGGGGUACGGGAACGGCGGUGGAGGCUAUGGAAACGGUGGAUACCGGAACAAUGGUGGAGGUUAUGGCAAUGGAGGUUAUGGAAACAAUGGUGGCGGGUAUGGUGGAGGAUACGGCAAUUCUGGACAUGGUGGCGGUUAUGGGCGUGGUUAUGGCGGUGGAGGCUAUGGACCUGGAUAUGGUGGCGGGUAUGGCAAUGGUGGUGGAAAUGGUGGGUUUGGUGGGGGAUAUGGUGGUGGCGGUGGAUACGGUGGCGGUGGUGGGUAUGGUGGAGGUUACGGUGGAGGAUCUGGUGGCGGUGGCUAUCCUUGAGAUGGAUAGGUGCAAGAUGUCACAAUGGUUGGAACUAUGGAAACAACCACUAGAUAUGGGUUUAUGUUUUAACUAAGAAUCUGUUGGGUACGUCAUGUGGUUAAAUAAAAAAAUGUUCCUUAUGCUCGUUAUAGGAGCAAGGUCCGUAAGGUUGAGAAGUCAGACGAGCAAGCCAGCCUUGUAUUAUCUCCUAUGUAUGGAAGAGAAGAUGACUUCUAAAUUGUAAGUGGGCUUUGGUUAUUGAUUUUCAUUUUCAAGAA
Molecule: messenger RNA, 910 nt
Organism: Hordeum vulgare subsp. vulgare (domesticated barley)
Lineage: Eukaryota; Viridiplantae; Streptophyta; Magnoliopsida; Poales; Poaceae
Product: dormancy-associated protein 2-like
Exons: 2
Coding region: 63-650 (195 amino acids)
Source: RefSeq, a predicted model, not a curated record